Protopterus annectens (West African lungfish) is the source of this 4510-nucleotide messenger RNA. It is a transcript of the gene TONSL, whose product is annotated as tonsoku like, DNA repair protein. The transcript has 25 exons. Bases 233 to 4510 code for a protein of 1425 amino acids. The record is from RefSeq and is a predicted model, not a curated record. Lineage: Eukaryota; Metazoa; Chordata; Ceratodontiformes; Protopteridae. Gene Ontology annotation, molecular function: protein binding.
UUAGGCACGGAUCUGAACUGAACGCGGGACAAAACCGAAUGUAGGAAAAUUGACUUUUGUAAGGUAUUUGAAAAUGGAUUUAUUAAAUCCGGACUAAUGAUCGAUACGGUAAAAUACAAUAUUCUUUUAUUAUGUAUUAUGAUUCGCAGUGGAGUACGAUCCUUCUGAAGUCCUGUUGAAAUAUAAGAAUAUACAAGGCAAACGGGGUGGUAAAUUUCUCCUCUUUGAAAAUAUGAGCUUUCCCAGGGAAUUGAAACAGCUGCAGAAAGCAAAGGCCAAAGCACAGAAGAACAACAACUUGAGAGAAGAGGCAACCAUAUGCAACCAACUGGGCGAGCUUCUAGCCAAGAAUGGUCAGUACCAAGAGGCUAUUGAAGAGCACCGCCAGGAACUACAGCUUUGUGAAGUUUUGAAAGAUGUGAUUGGUGCUGCUGUUGCUAAUAGGAAAAUUGGAGAAAGCUGUGCAGAACUUGGCAAGUAUGGGGCAGCUUUGAAGCACCAGCGUCGUCACUUGGACUUGGCACGGUCUGUCUCCAAUAUUGUUGAAGAGCAAAGAGCUUGGGCUACUAUUGGACGUACUUACCUUUACAAGUAUGAAACUGAUCAAUCCCAUGAAUCUUUGAAAGAAGCAGAAAAUGCUUUCCUAAAAAGUCUCAUCAUAGUGGAUGAGAAAUUGGAAGGUGUAGCUUCACAGCGUGAUCUGAGUGAGAUGAGAGCUCGCUUGUAUCUGAAUUUGGGAUUCGUCUAUGAUGGUUUAAAGGAUGCAGCCAAAUGCAGCUUUUAUAUAAGCAAGAGUGUCUUCAUUGCAGAACAGAAUCUCCUUUAUGAGGACCUGUACCGUGCUAAGUUUAAUAUGGGCAGCAUUCACUUCAGGAAUGGGCAACAUUCAAAGGCAAUUCGAUGCUUAGAAGCAGCUAAGGAGUGUGCACGCAAAAUGAAGGAGAAGCAUAUGGAGAGUGAAUGCUUUGCCAGUAUUGGGAAGGUUCUGCUAAACCUGGGUGACUUUGUGGCUGCAAAACGUUCCCUGAAGAAAGCUUACAUCCUGGGAUCUAACCAUCCUCAGGAAAGAGAGAAUGUUAGAAAAAAUCUCAAGUAUGCUAUUAAAGGAUGCAGACUGGAGGAGGCCAUCUCAGAGUUACCAAAGGGCGAAUAUCAGGAACUCUUGAUCGCAUCCGAGCAGCUGGGAGACCUGCUAUGCAAAGCAGGGUGCUAUCAGAAAGCUGCAGAAUGCUACAAGACUCAAUUGAAGUGUGCAGAAACACUGAAGAGACCAGACCGAGAACUGGCUGUAAUUUACGUUUCUCUGGCCACCACUUUUGGUGACUUAAAGGAUUAUAAACAAGCUGUGAGCCAUUAUGAGGAAGAACUACGUUUAAGAAAAGGGAAUCCCACAGAGGAAUGUAGGACUUUGCUCAACAUUGCUCUUAACAAGGAAGAAGACGGACAAGACUAUGCAGAGCUGGAAAAGGUCUAUCAGAAUGCUCUCCUUUGUUCGAAGCAGGCAGCACAGGCAAAACUUCAGCAUCAGGUCCUUAAGUUACUUCAUUCAGCACAGCUGAAGUUUAAAUGCCCAGAAGCAGAUGCCACGUUGGCCCAGAUGCGAGAGCUAUCCGUAUCUAGUGAGGAGAGUGGCGAUGACAGUGAGGAAGAGCCGGAAAACAGCGAGCCUUUGGUUGAGAGUGACUUGGAGCUGUCUGACAGUGAUGAUGAAGAUGACCUUGAAGGCUAUAACAAAAGUGUUCCUGGGAGGAGGGCAGGUAGCAAUCGGUGGAACCGUCGCAAUGAAAAAGGUGAGACAGUGCUUCACCGAGCCUGUAUUGAAGGAAAUCUUAAACAAGUCGAGUAUGUUGUGGGAAAGGGUCAUCCUAUCAACCCAAGAGACUAUUGUGGAUGGACACCAUUGCAUGAAGCUUGUAACCAUGGACACCUAGAAAUUGUGAAAUUCCUUUUAGACCAUGGUGCUAAUAUUAAUGAUCCGGGGGGUCCUGGCUGUGAAGGCAUCACUCCUCUUCAUGACGCUCUCACCUGUGGGAACCUGGAAGUCGCACAACUUCUUAUAGAACAUGGAGCGACUGUAACACAAAAAAAUGCCAAGGGUGCAACACCUUCUGAUAGUCUGCAGGAGUGGAUAACAAUAUAUGGAAAACACUUGGAUGAGGAAACCUGGCAGAGGUGUAGAAGAACUGAACAGCUGCUGAAGGCAGCUGAAGCUGGCAAGGUGCUACAGGUUUUGCAGCCUACUUCGAACUUCCAGGACAGUGAACUGUUUGAUGAUGAACAUUCACAGUCUCAGUCUCAAUUGCCAGAUAGUUCCUUGUCUAGACCUUCUGAUCACCAUGCAUUACAGGAGAAAACCAGGAAGCAUUGGCAUCAGAAUGAGGAGUCAUUCACUUCUUCUCAGAGCUCUGCUCUUCUGUCAGCUAACCAGAGGACUAGUAAGCAGAGAUCCUGUCACCAAAGUGCUGUUGAUGUGGGUAGUUUUGACAAUAGAUCACCAGCUUCUCAUGGCCAGCAGUCUAGGAGCAGUAGGAGGGAUGAUCUGGAAAGAUGCAAGAAAUAUGUGCCAGAAGAGUAUGAUGAACCUAUUUCACCACUGAGAGCAGUUAAAAAACGGCCUAGGCUGUUGGUAGGACAGAUGUCGCCCACUAACUCAGAAGGUGGACCCAUCAGCCCUCUUCCUUUGACAAAUUUAAGUGCAGAAUCUGAUGAAGAACAUGAUGAUUUUCAUGGAUUAUUACGGAAGGAAGAAGAAAUGGAUUUGGGUAUUCCAAAUGAAGGGAAAAAUAUCUAUUUGAAUACAAUCCGUAAUUUAGGCAGUGCUAAGUCUAGACUUCUGGCCCAGACUUUGUCAGAACCAGUAGCUCCAGCAGCAGUGAUGCAGUCUGAUGAAGCCCUUAUUCCAGCAAAUGAAUAUGUAGCAGAUGACUGGCUUGAAGAUGAUCUUGGGAUGGCUCAGCCUAAAAAGAGGAUGAGGCGGAAUUCUCAGGGCAAGAUCGCCAACAGAAAUGGAAAACCAGCAUCAGGCACCGAUGACAAUAACUCUUUUGUUGUACCUGAUAGUCAUUCUGCAUCAGUCACAUCCAGUAGAAUGUUAUCUUUAAAGAAAAAGAAACCAAGGCAAAUGAGGAUGACACAGAUAGUAGAUAGGGCUGUUGUUGGAAGGACUAAAGCCAUCUCUGAGAGUUCCACUCAAGCAUCUGCUAACUUUUCCAUUCCACGAGUGAUUGGGAGCAAUAGAGAAUUGGAUGUAGUACCAAACCUAGGGGCAACAACAUCACUAGUGUCACUUCAGACACAUCCUUCUGUAAUGACGUCUGCUGUAAUUCCACCAUUACGAGUUAGAGUCAGAGUUGAGGACAGUAUUUUUCUUAUCCCUGUCCCCCACAGUGACAGUGAAACCCGUACCGUGUCCUGGUUAGCUGAACAAGCCUCUCAGCGUUAUUACCAGACUUGUGGGCUUUUCCCUCGGAUCAGCCUGAAGAAGGAGGGAGCACUGCUUUCCCCACAGGACCUCAUUCUAGAGGUACUGCAGAGCAAUGAGGAGGUCUUGGCAGAUGUGCAGUCUUGGGACCUGCCUCCUCUUUCUGACAGAUAUAAGAAGGCUUGUGGUAGUCUGUCAGUAGCCCCAAAUCAGCUGGUACUGAAGAUAACUGAACAGCAGAACAGCACUCAGUUCAGCCUGAAUGGUCUGUGUCUCCGAAGUCAUGAUCUGACCCCCAUACUGCGAGCCUUAAAACUACAGACAAGUACUCAACAGCUUAUUCUCUCAGGCAACUGCAUUAGUGAUGACGUCAUGGAGGAACUGUGGGCUACAGUGAGCACCAUGCCCAACCUCAGGCUACUCGAUCUUUCAUCUAAUCAGAUUACCCAUGAAGGCUUAAAGAAACUCUGUGACACGAUGGUUGCUUCAAGUACUAAAACACUGAAGAACCUGGAAGAGCUGAAUUUGAGCACAAACAUGCUGGGCGACAGCAGCUGCCAGUAUUUGGCAUCCAUUAUUAAAUCUUGCCCGCUGUUGUGUACACUGAGGUUGCAGGGCUGUGGGUUCACUGCAAAGCUGCUACAACACUAUCGCCUCCUGAUGGUUGAUGCAAUGAAAGGAGCUUUACAUCUGAAAAUGCUCUCCCUGUCCUACAAUGCCCUGGGUCCCACAGGAGUGGAGCUUAUUUUGAAAACACUGCCACAUGAUGUCAUUACACAACUAGAAAUAGGGUGCAUCAACAGUGGGUAUGGAGACAAGAACCUGAUGGACCACAUUGUGCGUUAUUUAGCACAGGAUGGCUGUGCUUUAACUCAUCUUAACCUUAUGGGAAAUCGUCUUACUGAUGAAACUGUUCGAGACCUUGCCAGAUGUCUUUUAGUGUGUCCAUCUUUGACAUGGUUGGAUCUGUCAGCAAAUCCAGGAAUUACAUGUGUCGGCCUUGAGAUGAUGAUUGCUGCUGUCGAAGAACGGAAUUCUGGACUAAAGCAUCUGAAUCUGGCAGGUAGUAUAAUCAGCUGGACAUCUUGA